This is a messenger RNA of Pleuronectes platessa (European plaice), 1992 nucleotides long. RefSeq names its product G protein pathway suppressor 1 (gene gps1). Gene Ontology annotation, cellular component: COP9 signalosome. The record is from RefSeq and is a predicted model, not a curated record. Lineage: Eukaryota; Metazoa; Chordata; Actinopteri; Pleuronectiformes; Pleuronectidae. The coding region runs from base 150 to 1643 and encodes 497 amino acids. The transcript has 14 exons.
GAGUUGGCAACACUGUUCCCAGCAGCAGUGUGAUUUCAGACCAACCCACCAGCUGCUACUGCUGCAGGAGGAGUGCGUGCUGCCCACUGACAUCCUCAUGCUACAUCCGCCACAGAACGACACCCACACUGAUCUCACCACGAAACAAGAUGCCUCUGCCCGUUCAGGUGUUUAACUUCCAGGGGUCUGUGGAGCCAAUGCAGAUUGAUGCAGACCCCCAGGAGGACCAGCAGAAUGCUCCAGACACCAACUACAUAGUGGAGAACCCAACACUGGAUCUAGAGCAGUAUGCAACCAGCUACAGUGGAUUAAUGCGCAUUGAGAGGCUUCAGUUCAUCGCUGAGCAUUGCCCUCAGCUGCGGGUUGAAGCCUUGAAGAUGGCCCUCACCUUCGUCCAGAGGACCUUCAAUGUUGACACAUAUGAAGAGAUUCACCGCAAACUCACGGAGGCCACAAGGGAGGUCCAAGGUGUGCCGGACACAGUGCCUGAAGGUGGGGCUGUUCCUCCUCCCUUAGAUUCAGCGUGGGCCGAGUCUACACGGAAAAAGGCUCUGCUUAAACUUGAGAAGCUGGAUACAGAUCUUAAGAACUACAAGGGAAAUUCUAUUAAAGAGAGCAUCAGGAGGGGCCAUGAUGAUUUGGGGGACCACUACCUGGACUGUGGUGACCUCAGUAACGCCCUCAAGUGCUACUCCCGAGCCAGAGAUUACUGCACCAGUGCUAAACAUGUCAUUAACAUGUGUUUGAAUGUCAUCAAGGUUAGUGUUUACCUCCAGAACUGGUCCCAUGUACUGAGCUACGUCAACAAGGCAGAAUCCACGCCAGAGAUAGCAGAGCAAAGAGGAGAGCGAGAUAGCCAAAAUCAAGCAGUCCUCACCAAAUUAAAGUGCGCUGCAGGCCUUGCAGAAUUGGCCUCAAGAAAAUACAAACCAGCUGCCAAGUGCUUUCUGCAGGCGUCCUUUGACCACUGUGACUGUCCAGAGGUGAGUUGCGGUCAGCCAGUGGGUCCAAUGCUCCUCUCACCCAGUAAUGUUGCCGUGUAUGGGGGUUUGUGUGCUUUGGCCACGUUUGACAGACAGGAGCUCCAGCGCAACGUCAUCUCCAGCAGCUCCUUUAAGUUAUUUCUAGAGUUGGAACCUCAGAUCCGUGACAUCAUCUUCAAGUUCUAUGAGUCGAAGUACGCGUCUUGCCUGAAGCUGCUGGAUGAAAUGAAGGAUAACCUCCUGCUGGACAUGUACCUGGCCCCGCAUGUCAAGACACUGUACAGCCAGAUCAGGAACAGAGCCCUCAUUCAGUAUUUCAGCCCCUACGUGUCAGCUGACAUGACUAAGAUGGCUCAGGCCUUCAACACCACAGUAGCAGCUCUGGAGGACGAGCUCACCCAGCUCAUACUGGAGGGGCUAAUCAAUGCACGGAUUGACUCCCACAGCAAGAUUCUGUACGCAAGGGACGUGGACCAGAGGAGCACCACGUUUGAGAAGUCACUGCACAUGGGCAAAGAGUUCCAGAGACGAGCCAAAGCCAUGAUCCUCCGAGCUGCUGUGCUGCGCAACCAGAUCCACGUCAAGUCUCCACCCAGAGAAGGCAGCCAGGGUGAGCUGACACCAGCCAAUAGCCAGACCAGGAUGAGCACCAACAUGUGAAGAGGAUGUCCUCUUCAUCGUCUGCACGCUGACUCUGCUGAAUGAGAGGAAUCACCCAAACAACAACCACCCCAUCCUCAGUUUCUCAGCUGAAGACAGAAGCGACACAAUAUAAAGACUCUAUAGUUCUCUGUUGAUCUUUUGUCCCUGUAUGAAGAUACAGGGAAUGAAACCUUUUGUUAUUCUGAUUUUGUGGAGGUUUUGGACGAGAUGAAAAUGUUCUUUGAUGGAAGUGCAGCACUUGUGCUGCAGGUUUACUUGUAGGCUAAGCACUUUUUUCUGCUCACACACGAUUGAGGCCUCAUUAACACAAACAAGGAUUUAAAAUAAAAACGCCUGCCGAAACGUA